This is a messenger RNA of Xylaria bambusicola, 1128 nucleotides long. RefSeq lists its product as uncharacterized. The record is from RefSeq and is a predicted model, not a curated record. Lineage: Eukaryota; Fungi; Ascomycota; Sordariomycetes; Xylariales; Xylariaceae. The transcript is spliced from 3 exons. Bases 418 to 744 code for a protein of 108 amino acids.
GAGGUAGGCCUUUUAUGUGCGGAGUUCGGCUUCGGAGCUCGGCUUCGGCUUGGCUCCUAGGUGGCUGCCUUAGGAACAUGGUUGCUAGUCACAUUGCAUCAGGCACCUAGCUCUCGGCUUGAAGUCAGAUCCAAGCCACGCCGUUGUGGCCGCAGCAGGGCGUCAGGCUCGGCAGGUUGGAUGAGAGUCAUCUGAAAGAAAUAUAGUCAUUAGUUAUAUAUAUAAAUGAUGCUGUUUCCAUGCAGUACCUACUUGCCUUUUCAGAUAGACACCACCCAUCUUUGCUCACGAAACACCAUUAUUUCAGUCAAACUCCAACAACUCACAACUAUUACACCCAAUAACGUUUUUCUCGGCCUGUAUUCGAGUUGCUAUUACGACAAAGGACCUUGUUGAUACCUCAUAAUUCCUAAUAUCAUGGCUACUUCACAUUCACAAUCCCGACGACACUCUGCUGCAACAGACCUAACAUUGACUGAGAGCAAGUCCGAUUUCGCUAACCCAAUGGAUGACCACGUGGGGAAAGAGAAAUAUCUCGACGAUGACGAGAAAACGCUAUCCGAUCUAACAUUGGCGGACGGCUCGUCGACUCACUCGAACACAAAGCUGUCAAAAACCAUGAAGCAGCUAAAAUCCAAAUUGAAGCCAAAGGGGGGGAAACCGAAGGCGAAGUCUUCGAUCCCGCCGAACUAUUAUCCCAAUACCUUACAAACAUUCGAGGCGCUAGCAGCUUCACGAAUGUAAAAUGAUAUACACUAUCCUCCAAGUCCUGGCUAGCAAAGGCCGGGAGCCAGAUAGUGGCUUUGGGUUUAUUGGAAGACAAAGACAGUAAUCUGGCUGCGGACUGAUUUCCUUUUUCUGUUCUCUAUUUAUUUAUUUAAUUUUAUUGAGAGAUACAUCGACCUAGAAGGCAAAAUGUUGGGGGAAAAUAAUGACGAUGCGGCGUAAUAGGAGCUUGGAAGAAAUGGGAUAGAUGGGAAUGCUCCCUCAUGCAAAUGGAACACAUAACAUGACGAUUGACUCAUAAUAUACGCUUGAAUGACCAAUACCUUGUCUUUGCACCAUGCAACCCCAUCAUAUAUGAUUCAUUGCUGGAGGGGGCCCUAGCCGCUUCAAUCUCAUGGUUUA